AGUCAAAGUCAUAUUUCAGGAACGCAACACAUUUGAAGAAGUGUCUAAAACAUGCCGUCACUGAUGUUCCUGCUGUGGUCAGUUUGUCUGGUCCAGGUGGAGAGUUUGACAGUCUCUGACUUUUUUCCUUUUGGAGUGGGUCACGGUGAUACUACAAUGGCUGUUAAUGAUGACGGAAGCUCUCCCAAUAUUCCAAUUUCUACUAAAUUCCCUUUCUUCAAUCACCAACACGACAAAUUAAUUGUUAGUACAAAUGGUGCUAUUUCAUUCCUGGCUCCAGUGUCACAAUUUACACCGGAUCCUUUUCCACUGGAUGGGGACCGUAGACUUAUCACUCCCUUCUGGGGGGAUGUGGAUACAAGGAAAGGGGGGCAUGUCCGAUACAGGGAAACUACAGACCCAGAAAUAUUAGAGAGAGCUUCCAGUGAAAUAAAAGCUUAUUUCCCCGAAUUUUAUCGUUUUCACGCUGCUUGGGUUUUCAUAGCUACGUGGGAUAAUGUCGCCUUUUAUGGAUGUUCCACGACUGGUUGUUUAAAGAGAAAUACCUUUCAGGCUGUCUUAAUAACAAAUGGACAACAUUCCUUCACCAUAUUUAAUUACGCAAACAUUGUCUGGACAACUGGAACAGCAAGCAAUGGAAAUGCAGAUACAGGACUUGGGGGGACACCUGCGCAGGUUGGUUUUAAUGCUGGUGACGGGAAAGUAUAUUAUGUAGUGAACGGAUCACGUACAGCAGACAUUGUCAACAUAAACAAGAAGUCCAAUGUACGCAUUCCAGGAAAGUUCGUCUUCAGGAUAGAUUCAUCGGAAAUCGGAGGAGGAGGAUGUAACACAGAAGGCAAUGUCAUUAUAACGCCAACGAGUGGUCCAAUGCUUGGUGGUCAACACCUGACAUUUAGUGGACCUUGUAUUGAAGAAUACACAAUAUUCAAAAUCAAGUUCUCCAACACUAGAUAUACAUUAAGAUGUGAAAUGGACUCACCCUACAGCUUCUAUUGUAUUACACCUAGGUUUAAGAGCGCUGGUGAUGUCAAAGUAGAUAUCAUAUUGUCCAAUAAAAACAAAACCAAAUCGUUUAUUGGAAACUACAAUAUUUUGAAUCCUGCUUUCAGCAAGGUCCUUGUACAUCGCCAUAAUGGAAACAGCUGGGAAAAUGAUGAACAUAAUAUAUCAUGGAAUGGUAACGUGAAAGAACUUCAAAACGGUAGCACAGUAGAUAUCUACGUAUACACAAUCAAGGAGGAAAAUGGUGGAAUUAAAUUAGACCCUUUUAUUGCAAAGAGUAAUAUAUCUAACUCAGUCAGUUGGACGACUUUUAGUUUAAAUAUGACUGAGCAGGUCGCCGUUCUACGAGUAACAUCUCGUGUAGAGACUGCAUUCAAAAUGCCACAAAGAGGAAUAUGGUCUGACUUGUUCCCAGUUACGCCAUCCAGAACUAAAGCGAGCCUUCUUUGUACAAACUGGAUAGAAAAAGAAAGUUCUUCUCCAAAAUUAAAUGUUACAGAACCUUGUCCGUGUACUCUCCAACAGGCGAUGUUAGACAUUGUGAAAUACCAGCCCGACCCUGACUGCAACAUGCUCCACGUAGGAUCACAGGGGCGGGGCAAUUGUCGUUAUAGGCGUGAUGCACAACAUUGUGUGAGGUUGACAACACCAAGUGAAGAUGGUGCCGAUAACGUUUGCUGUUUCAAUGAACGUGGAAACUUGAUAGACUCAAGAUCCCAUGAAGGUGGUACACAACAGCGGUAUCACUAUCGAGGUGACAAUCAUGGGAAUAUGCCCUACGUGACAAACUUUUGCAAGGAUGUUGUCCCGUUUCUGCACUGCUGUCGUUUUUCACAGACGGCCGUUAAUAAAACCAGCGAUGAAGAAGAAACGUACAGCCUCUGUCAGAAAUUCCUGACAUUACGACGAUAUAGUUCCUGUGAAAAUUACAACCCUCCUAAACCAGCAAGAACCAGUGGCGACCCUCAUAUCACCACACUAGACGGGCUCAGUUAUACGUUUAAUGGAGCUGGAGAGUUCGCGUACAUUUACACAGAGGAUGAACUAUUUAAAAGCCAAAUCCGAUUCGAACAGUUCCGAAAAGACGAUGGGUCUCUUGUAAAGGCAACUGUAGCCACAGCAUUAGUGAUGGAGUAUGUGAAUAGCACUGAUCGCAUAGAAAUUAGACUCAACUCUAUUAGAACAGCUGAUGUCCUCACAAACGGAGAACUGCUUGAUUUUCAAGACUCCAGAUGGAUAAACGUGAAAGGUGUUACCAUCAUAUUACUCCCUGCCAAAGGCAAUAGCACGGAUAAGUCAUUUAUGAUCAUUUUUCAAGAUAUCAAAAUUGCAUUCAGCAUUGAAGCCUCCAAAACUAUUUUAAACGUCAUGCCGGUUGUUCAUGGAAAGGAACUCAAUGGAACACUGAAAGGAUUGCUGGGAAAUUAUGAUGACAGUCCUUCUAAUGACCUACUUUCAUCAACACAUCAACAACUACAGCAAAAUGAAACUGACGAGUCCCUGAUUUUUCAAUUUGGAAUGUCCUGGGCCAUCAAUGAGACGGAGUCCCUGUUCACGUAUGAACCUGGUAAGAGUUUUGCUGACUAUCAUCAGCCAUCAUUCCGGCCUGUGUUUGAAUCGUCUGUAUCGGUUACAGAAGAGAUGAGGGCGGUUUGUGGAGAGGACAAAGAUUGUAUCUUCGAUUUCUCUGUCACGGGAUCACGUGAGGUAGCGGAACAAUCCCGAACAUUCCAGAAACAGUUUCAGGAAUCUCAACAGGCAGCUGUGAUAGUGUUGACAUGCAGUGAUUUGCCAACAGUUCCUGGUGGAGUAUGGGAAUCAACCAAUGGGAAUCUUGAAAAUUCGUCUGCCUUUUUUGUUUGUAGAGAUGGCUAUACGAUCUCUAAUAACAUAAGAAAUGUUACAUGCUUGAAUGGGCGUUGGGAACAAUAUGAGCACGUUUCUUGUCAACUUAAUAGUCUUCAAACCACCUUGCCAAGUACACACCCUGGUACGGAUUUGUCUCAAAGUGCAAAGUUACCUGUCUACAUAGGAGUUGGGGUUGGAUUUUUCCUACUCACCACAUUCAUCGUAGUUUUUAUCCUAUAUCAAAGGAAAAAAGCAAGGCGCGGUCAUUGGAAAGUCUUUUCUAAUGAAAAGUCAGUGACUUUCUCCAAAACUGGCGAUACGGAGGAAAACUUUGCUGCAUUAACUCAGCUACCAAUGGAACAAAACAAAGAGAAAUGUUAACAAUCGUUAUAAUUCAUUAAAUUGACUAGCCUGAUUUACUCAUGU
Saccostrea echinata is the source of this 3279-nucleotide messenger RNA. Its product is annotated as sushi domain-containing protein 2-like. Lineage: Eukaryota; Metazoa; Mollusca; Bivalvia; Ostreida; Ostreidae. Bases 52 to 3234 code for a protein of 1060 amino acids. The record is from RefSeq and is a predicted model, not a curated record. Gene Ontology annotation, biological process: cell-matrix adhesion. The transcript has 16 exons.